Molecule: messenger RNA, 1054 nt
Organism: Castor canadensis (American beaver)
Lineage: Eukaryota; Metazoa; Chordata; Mammalia; Rodentia; Castoridae
Source: RefSeq, a predicted model, not a curated record
AAGAAGCCAUUUGAAAUUCACCAUCGGUGGUACAGGGGUCUUUUCUUCUGGAACCUGCAUGUGUACCACCAGCCCCCACUCUGAUUCCUUGUGUCCUCCCCCAGGAUGUGCAGUACUCAGACAUCGACUACAUGGAGCGGCAGCUGGACUUCACCCUCAGCCCCAAGUUUUCUGGAUUGCCAGAUCUGAUCAAUCGCAUGAAAGACAGAGGGAUGCGGGUCAUCCUCAUUCUGGAUCCAGCCAUUUCUGGUAUGAGACAGAGCCGUAUCCUGCCUUCACUGAGGGAGUGCAAGAUGAUGUCUUCAUUAAGUAUCCAGAUGAUGGAGGAAUUGUCUGGGGAAAGGUCUGGCCUGAUUUCCCUGACGUUGUUGUGAACAACUCUCUAGACUGGGACAGUCAAGUGGAGCAAUACCGAGCUUAUGCGGCCUUCCCGGACUUUUUCCGUAAUUCAGCUGUCCAGUGGUGGAAGAGGGAAAUUGGAAAAAUGUAUAAUAAUACAGAAAGUCCAGAGAAGAGCUUGAAGUUUGAUGGCAUGUGGAUUGAUAUGAAUGAGCCUUCAAGCUUUGUGAAUGGGGCCGUUCCUGCAGGCUGCAGGAAUGCUACUCUGAACCAUCCUCCCUACAUGCCGCAUGUGGAGGACAGGGUGUGGGCCUCAGCAGCAAGACCCUGUGCAUGGAGAGUGAGCAGAUCCUGCCGGAUGGUUCGGGUGCGGCACUAUGAUGUGCACAGCCUGUACGGGUGGUCCCAGACCAGACCCACCUAUGAAGCUGUGCAGGAGGUGACAGGAGAGCGAGGGAUCAUCAUCACCCGCUCCACAUUCCCUUCUUCUGGCCGCUGGGCAGGACACUGGCUGGGAGACAACACAGCUGCUUGGGAUCAGCUGAAGAAAUCUAUCAUUGGCAUGAUGGAGUUCAGUCUGUUUGGCAUCUCCUAUACAGGGCAGAUAUUUGUGGGUUCUUUGAAGAUGCUGAAUAUGAGAUGUGUGCUCGCUGGAUGCAGCUGGGAGCCUUUUACCCCUUUUCCAGGAACCACAAUGGCGAGGGGAACAGGGUAG